UUGUGCCAACAACUAGACAAAACGAAGCAUAUAUGGCUACGCUUUCUCAGAGAUAAACUAAAUCGUUACGAGCUAACUGCCAAGCUGCUCCAAGGGAUCUGCCGAGCCCGCAUUAUCUGUGAUAUACAGCUCAGCCUCUCGUCCGUCCUACAAGGGCUGGGCCAAUUGGGGCUAGGAGGCACAUCCACAGCAGCUACAGCGGUGAUCUCACCCUGGCCUCUGCCAUAG
This is a messenger RNA of Parnassius apollo (apollo), 228 nucleotides long. The record is from the annotation of a GenBank genome assembly. Lineage: Eukaryota; Metazoa; Arthropoda; Insecta; Lepidoptera; Papilionidae.